Microbotryum saponariae is the source of this 4175-nucleotide messenger RNA. Lineage: Eukaryota; Fungi; Basidiomycota; Microbotryomycetes; Microbotryales; Microbotryaceae. The record is from the annotation of a GenBank genome assembly.
AUGGCACCAGCGGCGUUGGUGGCCGGACCGAGUUGCAGCAACAAUGAGGUCGUCGUCGGUCCGGGACAUCAUUACAAUGGCGUCGCGGGCAUGACCGGCCCAAAGUACGAGCUAGCGUCUCGCGCAGGAGCAGCAGGAGCAGCAGGAGCAGUGGCGGCUGCAUCACCAACCUCCGCGAUUAAUCACGCGUCAAGUUCCUGGUCGACGCUCUCGGCCGGCUUAGGAGACUAUGGCGCUGCCGGGCCCUCUCACGCAGCAGCCUCGACCAGUUCACUGCACGGACUGCUGAACCGAGCCUCCUCGUCGAACUCGACUUCGCCCUCGCCGUCUCGGCUGCCGUCGCCCUCGUCGGCUCGCCAUUCGCAAGCCUACGCGCAAUCGCAACAGCAGCAUCUCCACCACCAGCUCCAGCAGCAGCACCAGCCGCACCACCAGCAUCAGCAGCAUCAGCACCACCAUCACUCGCCUUCACUCGCUUCGAACGGUUCGGCCUCGAUUUCGGCCUCGACUAGCACCACCGCCGCGGCCGGCGGCUCUGGGAGCGGACCGGCUUCUUGGUUUCGGUCAUCGCAUAGCGCUGCAUCGUCAUUUAACGGCGCGGCCAGUGGUCUCGCCAGCUCACCGCUGCACCAACAUCCGUCCCAAUCCCCAACACUACCACGGCCGAGUCCGACAUCCUCUUACGCGUCCCACCAUGCACCUCGACCGCACCAACCGCUUCAUGUCUCGUCCUCGUCCUCGGGCGGCUCCUGGGUCCACGAUCGCUCGACGUCCAACUCGGACUCGCUGGCUUCCGGUCUGACCUCGCCCGCGUCGGCGCACAGCACCAGUUCGCGAGGGCACAAGUUCUCCCCGCCAAUGCCCAACUUCCCCCUGAUAGCGAGGCAGUUCCUCCCACCGCUCGAACCAAGAUCGUACACCAUCAUCAAGGAGGUCGGCGACGGGUCCUUUGGUACGGUCUGGCUCGCCGAUUGGCAUUCCGAUUUGCAGCUUCCGCCAGGGACGUUACUGCCGGGGCCGAGUUCGCGACCGGAAUAUAAGGGGAAGCGGCUGGUCGCGAUUAAGAGGAUGAAAAAGGCCUUCGAAGGAGGAUGGGCGGAAUGUACAAAACUUAAGGAACUCAAGGUGCGUCGGUGGCACUCGUUCGCUCAUGCUUGUCGUCCGCAGUGUGCUGAUUGAUCACCAUGACUACCAUCCCUUGCACAGUCCCUUCAAUCGAUCCCGAUGCACCCCAAUAUUAUUCCAUUAUAUGACGCAUUUCUACUCCCUUCGUCAAAGGAGCUUUAUUUCGUAUUCGAAUGCAUGGAGGGGAACCUGUACCAACUCACCAAAUCGCGCAAAGGGCGGCCACUCGCGUCCGGUUUGACCGCGUCCAUAUUCGAACAAAUCCUCGCCGGGCUCGACCACAUCCAUCGAUCCGGCUUCUUUCAUCGCGAUCUGAAACCCGAGAACCUCUUGAUCACCACCACCGGUUUGGCCGACUAUCCUGCCUCGUCCUUGUUCGCCAACGCGACGACACCACCGGAAAAAGACGUCGUCGUGAGCGUCAAACUCGCCGAUUUCGGUCUGGCGCGAGAAACGGCGAGUCAACCGCCGUACACGGAAUACGUCUCGACGAGGUGGUAUCGAGCACCCGAGGUCUUGCUGCGGUCUCGCGAUUAUUCGAACCCUGUCGACAUGUGGGCCUUGGGGACGAUCAUGGUCGAGGUUCUAACACUCAAACCGAUAUUCCCCGGUGACAGCGAGGUUGAUCAGGUGUUCAAGAUUUGCGAGGUGUUGGGUGAUCCGAGUACGGAUUAUGGAGUUGAUGAAAGGGGAAGAACACGGGGUGGAGGGCUAUGGCCGAGAGGUGUGAAGAUGGCGAAGGAUGUCGGGUUCGCGUUCUCAAAGGUUGGUGCACGAGAUCGUGGGUCUCUGAACGGAGCUGACUUUAAACGAGCCACCGACCUCGGACGCAGAUCCCGCCGCGGACGUUCACGAGUCUGUUCGAUCCGAACACGGUGUCGCCGCAAAUGAUCGACUGCAUCGCCGAUUUGCUGCGCUACGAACCCCGCGCCCGCCUGACGGCUCGACAAUGCAUUGACCACGCCUACUUCCGCGAGGUCGCCUACCGCUACGCGCCGUAUCGAGCCCCCGGAUUGGCCAAACCUGCAAUUCCCGCGACGCAAGAAUCGAUGUACCAGGCGCCAUCGUUGAACGGGCUCACCAUCUCGACGACCUCGGCGGCGUCGGCCUCGAUUGCAGCGAGCGCUCCUUCUCCUCGAGUACUACCUCCCGCACAUGGGCAUACCCCGUCGCAUUACAAGCCGCCGUUCCAAGUCGGCACCGAGGCGAACGGUCGCUUCCUUCCCAAUGUCGAUCGUGGCGAUUCGAACUCUGGCUAUCGGUAUUAUCCCGAUGACUCCAGCAGCAUCGCGUCGGGCAUGUCCAACUACCCGAUACAUGUGUCGAGCGCACCGCUGGCGACAUCUGACGACGUCUUGAGCCUGGACCGCGCGAUGACGUCUUACCCGGAGAGUCUGAGCGAUGGACAGUCGGCCAGCUUGCGACCGCCGUCACGAUCUUCGCUUUGGAGCACGAACACGGGAGAUCAGAGUUGGGGCAUGACGCCGAAAGAGCCAUAUCGGUCACCGGCUUCGUCGUCCCAGGCGCACAUGCGUGCGAACCCGAGAGGAGGAAUGGGCGGUCUACUUCCUCGACGACCCUCUUUCUCGGGUGUCUCGAUCGCCGCGUCGACGUUCUACGACGGUUCGGUUUUCGAGGGCAUCACCCAGCAGAGGCCGUCUUCGAUCAUGUCGUUCCCUGUUGGGUACGGCACAUUGGACGAUGCGCCAUCGCCGACGUUCCCCGAUUCACCUUCGAGCAACAUUACCACGGGUUCGACCGAAACGAAUGCGCGAAGGCACCUCGAGCAUCAGCAGCAGCAACAGCAGCAUCAGCAGGCCCCGUCUCGACAAGGUCCGAACUUUGGACUGGGAUUCACUACGACACCGGCGCCUGCUGCAGCACCGGCCAAGUCUGGUCGUUGGGGUUUGGGCAAGGUCUUUUCUGGCGAUUCAUCGGCCGACGCUCCCGCCGCCAGCAUCAGUCAUUCGCUCAAACGCACCCCUUCGACCGCAUCAUCGCUCAACGGCGGCACGCCCAUGGAAGGUGUCACGACCGAAGCCUCUACGGCGCCCAAGACGAAGAAGGAGCUCAAGGCGGCGGAGAAGGCGUCCAAAGCCGCCGAAAAGGCGUCUCGGGACGUCGAACGAGCCAAGCGCGAUGCGGCGAUGCAAGCUUCGCGCGAGCGUGCGCGAGCGGUCAUGCAGAAGAAGACGCAGCUGCGAGAGGCGGCCGAUCCGUUGCACAACUUUUCCAACUCGCCUCGAUUGGUCGCACCAGUGGAGAAAGGCAAAGGUCGAGUGGCGGAUACGCUCAGCGUUCACAGUUCGAUGUCGCAAAACUCGUUCAAAUCCAAGAUGCCGCAGAUCGUCGAGGAUACGUCGAGAUUGCAGGUCACGAGUCACAAGGCGAGACGACGGCACGACGAUGACGACGUGCACUCGGUGUCGUCGGGUGAGACGACUUCGAUUCGAGGACGCACAGCGCAGUCCAUCUCGGGGCAGUCGAUAUCGUCGAUCGCAACCUCGGCUUCGGAUCCCGAACGACGCUUGCGACAGGAACAACUCGCUGAGUUGGGGUUGACCCGCGUGCCUUCCCUCUCGUCACUCAAUUCGACGACCUCGGCGCCGGCUCGAUCGGUCUACGGCGCAGGCAAUAGUACCCCGGGGCAUUACACGCGCACGGGAACGGGGCAUUCGUCGCUCGAGUCCUCACUGGUACGACAGAUGAACGGCCUCGCGACCUCGAGUCGAGUCUCAGCCGAACGCAGCGAGUCACGAGGUGCCAGAGCCUCGAGUCCUCGCGACGGUCAUUCGCACCACGAGCGCUAUUCCCCCUACCCGUUCCCGAACGGAGCGGCCGGUUCCUCGACCUCGCUCUCGCGUCAACACCUCGGCCAAUCGCCACCGCCUCAAUCACCGGGUGCGCAACCGAUACCCCCGAUCUCACCCUACGAUCCAUCAGGCAUGGUCUCGGCCGCGCCUAGCAUCGCGAGUUUCCACUCGGCGUCGGUCUUCCAAAGCAGUGGCUUGAACCCGACGAGGUCGUCACCGCCACCUCAACCGAGUUGA